Molecule: messenger RNA, 2660 nt
Organism: Photinus pyralis (common eastern firefly)
Lineage: Eukaryota; Metazoa; Arthropoda; Insecta; Coleoptera; Lampyridae
Product: nuclear pore complex protein Nup93
Exons: 11
Coding region: 117-2561 (814 amino acids)
Biological process (GO): poly(A)+ mRNA export from nucleus; protein import into nucleus
Cellular component (GO): nuclear pore
Molecular function (GO): structural constituent of nuclear pore
Source: RefSeq, a predicted model, not a curated record
CGCCACUACGAUGCGAAAAUAAAUACAAACCGUGUCGGUUUUGUAAAUGUUUGGUUAGGAAGUUGUAUUUCAAAAAUCUUCGUAGUCUCGCUUGCAUUUUCUAAUACAACAAGAAAAUGGACACCUCCGACUUUAGCGAGCUUCUUCAAGAAGCGGAGAAAUUAACGUCAACCAUUGAAGGGGUUUCGGAACUACCUAAAGUUGAACGUUCAUUGCGACAAGUGCUCGAAGACUCUCAGGAUCUUUACAGUCGCGUUGCUCAUUCGGGUGCGCAAGAUAUCCACGCGAAUUUGCUGCUUGGUUCGCAAGGAGUUGACUUGCCAAGAAUCGUACAGAAACUCGAAAAUAUCAGUACGAAACAUACUUUCGAACCUCUCAAACCGACUUACGACACUGAUGUGGAUUCAUACCUUGAAAAUCACUUACAAAAUCUCAUUCUCGGAGUUGUUGAAAAGGAAUUUCAAAAGUCAGCUGAUGUAAUCAAAUCGACCUCGUGGGAACAUCAAAAGUCAGAGUGGAAUCAAGAGAGAAUCAAAAUUAUAAAUGCCAUGACAUCUGCUUCUAAAGACUUUAUGUAUGUUGGAAACGAAUCCAGUGUUUUUACCGAACCACGUCGUACACCAUCUAGCAAAUUGGGAUACCAAGAAGGAAUAUUCGCAGCUGUGCUUGCUCAAUAUAAUCGAAACAUUUAUCAGGGUCUCAAGCGGCCACAUUUGUUAAAAGAAUUCGUUACUGCAGCAAAGGAGUUCAACAAUACGAAAGUAAACGAUAUGUGGGAAAUUAUGGAGUACAUGACUCAGCUUCCCGCUCUUCCAUUAAACGAGUGCCCUUUAGUUACUCGCUACCAUAAGAUAAUGAUAAAAACUUUAGUUGGUCAAGCUAAAAAGUAUUUAGAAGAUAGGUACAAGACGUAUAUGACGAAUGUUAUAAAUGAAGAUUUAACCAAUGCGCGACGUGGUGGUGUUCCCGGUACAUAUUCGUUGGUGAGGAGCUUCGUUAGUGUUCGCCUGCAAGGGGAAUAUGCCGGAUUGGAGGGUGGAAUGGUCGACGAUCGACCUGUUUGGCCGGUCAUCUACUUUUGCAUUCGUAGUGGCGAUUUAUCCGCAGCUUUAUAUUGUUUAAAAAAGGCGGCGUUUGAUGCCGGGGAUAUAAUGCAGUUAUUGGAGUUGAAAAUUAAAACGCCAGGUAGUGCGGAAAUCGCGACAUUAGAAGGAAUUAUCAAGCAGGAGUAUAAAUGUACAGUACACAAUUCAACAGAUCCCUUUAAGCGGAUAGUCUACGAUGUAUUGUGUUGUGGAGAGAUGACUGAUGAACAUUCCGAAGUUGCGAAAACUGCAGAUGAUUACUUAUGGUUAAAGCUUAGUUACCUUAGGUUUGAAUGUGAUCGAGAUGAUUCGGAAGCAUUUGCGAAUUUGCAGGCAACUGUAUUGGAACAGUAUGGCGAAGUUCACUAUAACGCUAUGAAUCAGCCGCAUGUCUAUUUCCAAGUCCUAGCUCUAACUGGCCAAUUUGAAGCAGCGUUAGAAUUUCUCGCGCGUAUUGAGAAGUACCAAAUUCACGGUGCUCACAUGGCAAUUGCACUAAACGAAAUGCACCUAUUAGCCCUACCGAAAGCACCCACUGCGCCAUUAUUGUGCAUUGAUCCAGCGGACACUAAACCAAGUCGUCGAUUAAAUCUUUGUCGUUACAUACUAAUUUACGUGCAAAAAUUCGAAGCUAUGGCGCCAGGGGAGGCAGUGAACUAUUAUUAUAUGUUGAAGAAUAUUAAGAAUGAAAACGAGAAUAUGUUUAUUAAAUGUAUAAUCGAUCUAGCCAUCGAGACACGCCAAUACGGAAAGUUAUUUGGAAAAAUGGAAAGUACGGGAAUGAGGUCGCGAGGAUUUUUAGAUGAUUUUAUUGGUAAUGAUAUCAAGAUGGAAGAUGUGUUGAAUUCGUUAGGGGAAGCGCUCAAGAAUAAAGGCGUAUUUGAGGAUGCAAUUGAAGUUUACAAUAUUAUAAAUAAUCAAGAGGAAGUCUUACGGUUGUUUUGCACACUGUUGCCACAGAUUGUACAUCUUCAGACAACAGAGGGAUCCUUACGUCAACAACUAUCCCACAAGGCCUAUGAAUAUGCAGCACAUUACUCAAAAAUUGGAUACAACUGUAGCCAGAGUACGGUCUCAACUUUUCUUCUGUUGAAAGAUUUGUUGAAAUUUUUCGACGAAUACCACACAAAGCAGUAUCAGAUGGCUUUACAGACUUUGACUGAAAUUCAGAUACUACCACUACAUCCAAGAGAAUUAGAUGAACGAAUCAGUGGUUUCGAUAGGUUAAACCCGAAUGUUGUCAAAGUACUUCCCGAUAUUAUUUUAGCCACAAUCAAUAUUUACUUUGCUCAAUAUCAGAGCAUCAAGUCUAACGAUUUCACAUCCAUGAAGUACCAUGACAGUUCAAAGGAAACGCAAUUGGAGUUUAUACGUGAACAGGCAAAAACUCUGACAAGUUUCACAGGAAUGUUACCGUAUCGAAUGCCUGGUGAUAUCAACAGCAGACUUGUUCAAAUGGAAAUAUUAAUGCACUAAUUUUUGAUACGUUUAUUUUUUGCCCGACAUGGCUACAUCAUACUUUCUUACAAAUAAACUGUUUCUGUCGAGUUUUAUUAAAAUGCAGUUUCUGCUUCA